AUGGUACCUCUGGCAAUCUUGGUUGGAACACCCAAAGCUUGGAAGAAAGAGGUCUUACCUGGUUCCAUACCAGUGUUACCGGCUGGAAUCCAAACAUCUUUUGGAGCAACGGCACCAGCUCUGGCUGGUGCAGCAACAACAUUAGAAACAACAAUGUCUCUAAUGGAUUUUAAAUCACCGUUGGUGAAAAUGAAACCAACGUUACCUUUGAUGAAUGGCAACAAUUUUUCAAAUUCUGGCAAUUCAGACAAGAAACCUCUGAUGGCUCUUCUGACCAUGGUGUUUUUACCCAUCAAGACGACGGCAUCACCUCUCAAGGCCUUUCUGAUUUCGUGCAUUUGUUGGGAAGAAACAUUAUCGACACCAACGACGAAGAUAGAUUUGUAUUCUUCUAACAAUUCUCUUAAUUUGGAGAAGUAUUGA
This is a messenger RNA of Candida albicans SC5314, 423 nucleotides long. RefSeq lists its product as uncharacterized. The transcript has a single exon. Lineage: Eukaryota; Fungi; Ascomycota; Pichiomycetes; Serinales; Debaryomycetaceae. The coding region runs from base 1 to 423 and encodes 140 amino acids. The record is from RefSeq and is a predicted model, not a curated record.